Molecule: messenger RNA, 1508 nt
Organism: Gordionus sp. m RMFG-2023
Lineage: Eukaryota; Metazoa; Nematomorpha; Gordioida; Chordodea; Parachordodidae
Product: RNA-binding protein NOB1-like
Exons: 10
Coding region: 15-1406 (463 amino acids)
Biological process (GO): ribosomal small subunit biogenesis; maturation of SSU-rRNA
Cellular component (GO): preribosome, small subunit precursor
Molecular function (GO): RNA endonuclease activity
Source: RefSeq, a predicted model, not a curated record
CUAUUCUUUAAAUCAUGCUAUUUAAAAAGUGUCAAAAUCUUGUAGUAGAUUCGACAGCCUUCUUAUUAAAUGCGCCAAUAAAUGUUUUAGGACAAAACAUUUACACAAUUCAAGAAGUUGUUGAUGAAAUAAAAGAUGAGAAUACUAGGCAAAGGCUCUCUGUUUUACCAUAUAAAUUACUCAUUAAGGAACCACAAAAGGAACACUUUAAAGCUGUGGUUGAAGCUGCCAAAACAACUGGGGAUUUCUCUGUCCUCUCAUUGACCGACAUAAAAUUGAUUGCACUUGCUUAUGAAUAUUAUCUGGAAGGGAUUCGAGAUAAGGCAAACGAAUUGCUUCCUCCUUCAUCAAAAGAACAAAUUUUAACCACAAAUCAUUUAAAUACCACGAAUAAUUUAUCUACCACAUGUGCCACUAUUACGAAUGUAUGGAACACGAACAAAACAAUUGACAAACGAAAAAUUAUAGAAGCAGACGAUAAAAUCUUUGGUUUUUAUUCCCCGGCUCACUCAGCUCUCAAUAAAAAAGAUGACGAUGUUAUCCGGGAUUUGACUUUACAAAUGAUGGAAAAAAUAAUGAUCGAACAACAAUGCAUAGACUCACCAGUUGAAAACACUUCCUCAAAAUCAGAUGUUAUUGAGAUGGUUGAUACGGAUGAAAUGGGCGACGCAGACGAUACAUAUUCUAUAAAUUCGGAAACAGCGCAAUCGCGAGCAGACGAAAACGAAGAAGAAGGAUGGAUUACCCCCGGAAACUUAGCCGUGCAUAUAAAGAAUUCGGGGGAAUGUGAUUGGACCCAAUUACAGGAAGAAAGUGAUCUGAAUAAUGGUCGAUCCUCAGACGACGACGAGGAGGACGGAAAGGAUUUAGAAAAGAAACGAGUAGGUGACGCGAAUAAUACGAGUAGCGAUUACGUAGCGUGCCUAACGGACGAUUUCGCUAUGCAGAAUGUUUUGUUCAAAUUGAAAAUCCCUGUGAGAUCAUCGAGGAAUGGCGGAAUCAUACAAGCCAUAAAAGAAUACGUUUUAUUCUGCAAGGCUUGCUACAAAACGACUACGGACACACAUAAGAAAUUUUGUAAGCAUUGCGGUAACAAGUCUCUUACGCGCGUCGCUUACUCUGUUGACGCGGAAGGAAACAGAGCUCUUCGUAUAAAUCCACAAAAAAUGGUCGGUAGAAGGAGAACUAAGUUUUCCUUGCCAGCCCCAGCUGCGGGAAAGCAUCCCAAACAUUCGAUUGUCCUCAAAGAGGGCCAAAAAUUGGCCCAUAACGAAGCUCCCCGUGAUAGAAACCGGAAAAGGAAAUACGUUGAAUCGGGGACCAAUUUUGCGGGAGAUUCUCCUUUCUCCAAAACAGACAUCGAAUCUAGGGCAUUCUUGGUUUCGGGAUUGAGAUCAAGGAGAUGACAAUUUUUUUCUUUAAAUGAAAAUUUCUCACUUUUGUAAAAAUUUGUUUUCUUUCAUUUCUAUUUAUAUUGUUAUGUGCAAUGCGAACAUAAAAUAUAUUUU